This is a messenger RNA of Haliotis rufescens (red abalone), 642 nucleotides long. RefSeq lists its product as uncharacterized. The record is from RefSeq and is a predicted model, not a curated record. Gene Ontology annotation, molecular function: actin binding. Bases 143 to 553 code for a protein of 136 amino acids. Lineage: Eukaryota; Metazoa; Mollusca; Gastropoda; Lepetellida; Haliotidae. The transcript has 5 exons.
UGUUAUAAAGCUUGACUGCCUCCCAACUCUGUUCACUUCAGUUGCCCAACAGACGCUUUGGCAGAGUAACCAUAUAACGUAUCUGGUUCAACCUGACUGGGACGAUAUUCAAAGUUUGGCAAAUAAGACGGAUUUCUCAAUAAUGGGCAACGUGGUUCCCAGUUCCGUGGAUACCGAGGAUGUCAAGGCGACUCAUGAUAGAAUAACAGCCCUGGAGAGCGAUGUGAAUUGGGCUGUGUUCAAGUUCGACAAGGGUAAAGUCAAAACCAGUUCAACGGGGAAAGAUUUUAAAACAUUUGUAGCUCAAUUUUCAGAUGACGAGGUAGCAUUUGCUUACUAUCGCCUUGAAUUCGGCGUGUACAUCCUCAUGGUGUGGCUUGGGGAAAAGUCAUCUGCAACAGACAAGUUAGCCGUGACUACAGCAACACCGUUUGUUCUGGCCAUAUUAAAGACGUUUGUGUACCAGUUUAUCACCAGCAAAUUAGCUGACGUCGAUCUAGACCGCAUCACUAAACUCGUGGACAAGGCCAAGGGAGUUGCAGGACUCCAUUGAAUCCAAUACACGUGGGUUUCUGAGAAAAGGGUUCUCUUGAUUCCUACUAUAUCUAAUAAAACAAGCCAAAAGCAUGUAGCAUUUAGAAA